AUGUUGAUGUUGCAUGGUCUAGUGCAUGAUGCUAGAGGUGAACUGGACCAGGCUAAGAAUUAUCAUGAACGAGCACCGGCAAUAGGAGAAAAGCUAUUAGGUCCUGACCAUGUUGAUGCUGUAUCUUUUUAUAACAACCUUGGUGAAGUGUAUCGCGCUAAAGGUGAACUGGACCAGGCUAGGGAUUAUCAUGAACGAGCACUGGCAAAAAGAGGAAACUACUAA
Messenger RNA from Paramuricea clavata, 225 nucleotides. Lineage: Eukaryota; Metazoa; Cnidaria; Anthozoa; Malacalcyonacea; Plexauridae. The record is from the annotation of a GenBank genome assembly.